Ectocarpus siliculosus is the source of this 507-nucleotide messenger RNA. Lineage: Eukaryota; Phaeophyceae; Ectocarpales; Ectocarpaceae. The record is from the annotation of a GenBank genome assembly.
AUGGCGGAACAAACCUUUGAUAAGAAGAGGCGGUUGGAUGAGGACGGAAACGCCUCGGCGUUCGCCGAAAACACGGCAGAAAGUCGCAAGGAGAAGCUGGAGACCUGGCUCAAGCCCCUUGACAACGAGCAGCUGGUCAAGCUCCUCCUUGAUAUGUACGUCAUGUUCUGCGCCAGUUGUGUCCUUGUGUGUGCAUGUGUGUGAUGUGUUGUUUUUCGUUCCAUUUUUUUGGGGUGGCAGCCUCGCUUGGGUUCCUUGAUCGUAUCAUAUGCCCAUGCUCAUUUAGAUUGGCAUAUGUGGACGGGAACUUCAAUCUCUACUGCUUGUUAUUGUUAUUGCCCACAUUAUGUCGUCUCUGUCGUCUCGUCCAUGAUGUCUGUUUUGAACGUGUCUACGUCUUUCGGUCCAUCCUUUUGUAGCAGAUACUGAGUUGUGUUUCUAUUUGUUUCUAUUUGUGUUUGCCGCGGCCCGUUUGGUGUGACCUCUUUCCUGUUUCUUUUGCUCUCU